AUGCUCCUCCGCCGCCUCCUGAUCAUAAGCCUUUCGGCCAGUGUUUCUGCCUCCCAGGGCCAUCUUCCUAAUUCGACCUUCACUAAUCCCAUCUUUCCUGGCUUUUUCCCAGAUCCCUCCUGCAUCUAUGUCCCUGAGCGUGACCACACCUUCUUCUGCGCUUCAUCGAGCUUCAACAGCUUCCCUGGGAUUCCGAUACACAGCUCGAAGGACCUGCGGAACUGGAAGCUGAUCGGCCAUGUCUUGAACCGAAAGGAGCAGCUCCCUCGGCUGGCCGAGACCAACCGGUCAACCAGUGGCAUCUGGGCUCCGACCAUCCGCUUCCACGAUGACACCUUCUGGGUGGUCACGACUCUGGUGGAUGAUGACCGGGCGCAGGACGACGCGUCCAGGUGGGAUAAUAUCAUCUUCAAGAGCAAAGACCCGUACAACGAUCAGGCGUGGUCCAACGCGGUGAAGUUCAAUUUCACUGGCUAUGACACGAGCCCAUUCUGGGAUGAUGACGGAAAGACCUACAUUACUGGCGCACAUGCCUGGCACGUCGGGCCGUACAUCCAGCAGGCCGAGGCGAACCUCGACACCGGUGAAGUCGGUGAAUGGAGGAUCAUUUGGAACGGUACCGGCGGCCAGGCGCCUGAAGGACCACACAUCUACCGCAAAGAUGGAUGGUACUACCUCUUGGCUGCCGAAGGAGGGACCGGCUUGGGCCACAUGGUUACUAUGGCCCGGUCCAAGAAUAUCUGGGGUCCCUACGAGUCGAACCCAGCAAACCCCGUGCUGACCAACGCCAAUACCACGAGCUACUUCCAGACGGUUGGGCAUGCCGACCUGUUCCACGACAGAGACGGAAACUGGUGGGCCGUGGCCCUCUCAACGCGCUCCGGGCCAGAGUAUCUGAAUUAUCCCAUGGGCCGAGAGACCGUCAUGACGGCCGUCAGCUGGCCCGAGGGCGAUUGGCCCACCUUCACCCCCAUCUCAGGCGAGAUGAGCGUCUGGCCGAUGCCCCCUGAGCAAAAGGACAUUCGCGGAGUCGGCCCCUUCGUCAACACCUUCACCCCAGAACACCUAACCUUCCCGCCCAACACCCCUCUCCCCGCGCACCUCGUCCACUGGCGCUUCCCCGCCCCAGCCGCCUACACCGUCUCCCCGCCGGGCCACCCGCACACGCUGCGCCUGAAGCCCUCCACGCUCAACCUGACCGCGCUCAACGGCAACUACGCCGACCCGCGGGCGGGGGGGCAGACCCUGAUCGCGCGCCGCCAGCAGCACACGCUGUUCCGCUUCGCCGUCGACCUGGACAUCGAUAACAGCUCCGCGCCGCCGGCCGCGCUCUCCGGCCUGGAGGCCGGCGUGACCGUCUUCCUGACGCAGAACCACCACCUGGAUCUCGGCGUCGUGCUGCUGCCGCGCGGGGCGGCGACCGCGCCGGCCGCGCUGCUGUCCGGGGGUGAAGGGCUGGAGCUGAUGGUGCGGUUCCGAGGCGAGUCGUAUCUGCCUGUGCCGGCGCCGGUGGUGGCCCCCGUGCCGGCGGGGUGGCGGACGGGCGGGGAGAAGAAGCUGACGCUGGAGAUCCGGGCGUGCAAUGCGACGCAUUAUGCGUUUAGUGUCGGCCCCGCGGGGAGGCGGUCCCAAAUGCGGCAGGUGAUUGAGGUGUCGAAUGGGUUGGUCAGUUGGGGGUUUACAGGCACGUUGCUGGGCAUCUACGCGACGAGUAAUGGGGGCAACGGGACGACGCCGGCAUACUUCUCGAACUGGCGGUAUAUCCCGGAAGGGCAGUUCAGGGACUGA
Messenger RNA from Thermothielavioides terrestris NRRL 8126, 1788 nucleotides. RefSeq names its product glycoside hydrolase family 43 protein. The record is from RefSeq and is a predicted model, not a curated record. Gene Ontology annotation, biological process: carbohydrate metabolic process. Bases 1 to 1788 code for a protein of 595 amino acids. Lineage: Eukaryota; Fungi; Ascomycota; Sordariomycetes; Sordariales; Chaetomiaceae. The transcript is spliced from 11 exons. Gene Ontology annotation, molecular function: hydrolase activity, hydrolyzing O-glycosyl compounds.